CCCUGUCAGCCCCACAUCCUAAGAACUCUAAUGUGUGGUGGGGGGGAAAGGGUAUUACCCUCCAAGCAUUCCGUUAACGCUGGCUCCAGGUCUCUUUGAAAGGUGUGCCCGGUCAGAUCCCUGUUUUCAUUGGCUGGACCAGUCCUAAAGAGGGGUUCACAAACUAACGCUAGGACACCCCCAGAGGGACUACAGAAGCCACUCACCAGGCGCACCCCUGGAGUGCACAGAAGGCGCCGGCUCAGGGUCCCUCGCGGGGGCUCUUCCCCUCCUCCCACCUUCGGCCGCCAGAGAGGCCGCGCACCCACCGCACCUCCCCCCUCCGCGAAAUGGCGGAGGAUGCGCCCGUGCCCGGAGCCUGGAGGCGGGGCACCUGCCUGGUCUGCAGGUCCCUUCCGGCUCACUCCCAGCCAGUCCGCCCAGAAUCCGCAUCCCCGCCUGGUUUCCCUGCCCUCUCUGGGCGGCAGGGAAGGUCGAAGCGCAGAGACAGCGAGAGGGCGCACAGGCUGAGGAAGAGUGACUGUGCGUGCGGAGGUGCACGGCUUGGGGCUGCGGCUGCCAGGCCGGUACCCGGAUCCCGCACCUCGCCCCUACUCGUGCCCCGCCCGGCCUGCACCCCGCGUCCGGCUCUGGUCUACUAACCCUCGCCCUGGGGACGGGCGGUGCUGAGCGCCGCACCCCGCUGCUGAGCCCCCCAGCCCAAGGAAGCGGCCCUCUCGCCGCAGCCGCAGCAUCCAUCGGCGAUGGCGAAGGCGACGGCCAGCGCCGUGGGGCUGCGGUUGCUGCUUCUGCUGCUGCCCCUGCUCGGGGAAGCCCCGCUGGGACUCUACUUCUCCAGGGACGCUUACUGGGAGAAGCUAUACGUGGACCAGCCGGCCGGCACGCCCCUGCUCUAUGUCCAUGCCCUGCAGGACGUGCCAGAGGAGAUGCCCAGCUUCCGCCUGGGCCAGCACCUCUACAGCGCCUACCACACGCGGCUGCACGAGAACGACUGGGUCCGCAUCCAGGAGGACACGGGGCUUCUCUACCUUAACCAGAGCCUGGACCACAGCUCCUGGGAGAAGCUCAACAUCCGCAACGGCGGCUUCCCGCUGCUUACCAUCUACCUGCGGGUCUUCCUGUCACCCACAUCCCUUCGUGAGGGCGAGUGCCAGUGGCCAGGCUGUGCCCGAGUGUACUUCUCCAUCAUCAACGCCUCCUUCCCGGCUUGUGGUGCCCUCAAGCCCCGGGAGCUCUGCUUCCCCGAGUCAGGCCUGUCCUUCCGCAUCCGGGAGAACAGGCCCCCUGGCACCUUCCACCAGUUCCGCCUGCUGCCCGUGCAGUUCCUCUGCCCCAACGUCAGCGUGGCCUACAGGCUCCUGGGAGGUGAGAGUCUGCCUUUCCGCUGCGAUCCGGACAGCCUGGAGGUGAGCACGCGCUGGGCCCUGGACCGUGAGCAGCGGGAGAAGUAUGAGCUGGUGGCCGCGUGCACGGUUCACAUGGGCAUGCGCGAGGAGGAGGUGAUGGUGCCCUUCCCUGUGACCGUGUAUGACGAGGACGACUCUGCGCCCACCUUCUUCGGGGGCGUCGACAGUGCCAGCGCAGUGGUGGAGUUCAAGCGGAAGGAGGGCACAGUGGUAGCCACGUUACGUGUCUUCGAUGCAGACGUGGUGCCAGCCUCCGGGGAGCUCCUGAGACGGUACACGAACACGCUGCUCUCUGGGGAUGCCAAGGCCCUCCAGACCUUCCGAGUGGAGCACAUGCCCAAUGAGACCUUGGCCCAGGCCAACGGCAGCUUUGUGCGGGCAACCGUGCAUGACUACAGGCUGGUUCUCAACUGGAGCCUCCCCAUCUCGGAGAGCUGGGCUGUGCAGCUGGCCGUGCUGGUCAAUGACUCAGACUUCCAGGGCCCGGGGGAGGGUGUCGUCCUCCUCCACUUCAAUGUGUCCAUGCUGCCCGUCAGCCUGCGCCUGCCCAGUGCCUACUCCUUCUCGGUGAGCCGGCGGGCCCACCGCUUUGCCCAGAUCGGGAAAGUCUGCGUGGAAAACUGCCAGGAGUUCAGCGGCAUCCAAGUGCAGUACAGGCUGCAGCCCUCCAGCGCCAACUGCAGCGCCCUGGGGAUGGUCACCUCGGCGGAGGACACCUUGGGGACCCUGUUCGUGAAUGACACGGAGGCCUUGCAGCGGCCCGAGUGUUCCCAGCUCCAGUACACAGUGGUGGCUGCCGAGAAGCCAACCCGCCAGCAAGCGCAGGCCCUGCUGCUCGUUACCGUGGAAGGGAAGUACGUGCCUGAGGAGCCUGGCUGCCCCCUGUCCUGCGCGGUCAGCAAGAGGCAGCCCGAAUGUGAGGAAUGCGGUGGCCUGGGCUCUCUGACGGGCAGGUGCGAGUGGAGACAGGGAGAUGGCAAAGGGAUAACCAGGAACUUCUCCACCUGCUCCCCCAGCAUCAGGACCUGCCCCGAUGGCCACUGUGAUGCCGUGGAGAGCAGAGACCCCAACAUCUGCCCCCAGGACUGCCUCCGGGGCGGCAGCAUCAUUGGUGGGCACAAACCUGGGGAGCGCCGAGGGAUUAAAGCUGGCUUCGGUAUCUGCAACUGCUUCCCUGAGGAGAAGAAGUGCUUCUGUGAGCCGGAGGAUAGCCAAGACACCCUGCGUGAUGACCUCUGCUGCACAGUGAUCACGGCAGCUGUGGUCUUCUCCAUCGUAUCUGUGCUGCUGUCUGUGCUGCUGUCCACCUUCUGCAUCCACCGCUACCGCAAGAAUGCCCACAAGCCGCCCAUUGCCUCGGCUGAGAUGACCUUCCGUCGACCCGCCCAAGCUUUCCCGGUCAGCUACUCCUCAUCUGGUGCCUGCCGGCCCUCUCUGGACUCCAUGGAGAACCAGGUCUCAGUGGACACCUUCAAGAUCCCAGAGGAUCCCAAGUGGGAAUUCCCACGGAAGAACUUGGUGCUUGGACAAACUCUGGGAGAAGGUGAAUUUGGAAAAGUGGUCAAGGCCACAGCCUUUCGGCUGAAAGGCAAAGCAGGGUACACGACUGUGGCUGUGAAGAUGCUGAAAGAGAAUGCCUCCCCAAGCGAGCUGUGGGACCUGCUAUCAGAGUUCAACCUCCUGAAGCAGGUCAACCACCCACAAGUCAUCAAGCUGUACGGGGCCUGCAGCCAGGAUGGGCCACUGCUCCUCAUCUUGGAGUAUGCCAAGUACGGCUCCCUGCGGGGCUUCCUCCGAGAGAGCCGCAAGGCGGGACCUGGCUACGUGGGCAGCGGGGGCAGCCGCAACUCCAGUUACCUGGACAACCUGGAGGAGCAGGCCCUGACCAUGGGCGACCUUGUCUCCUUUGCCUGGCAGAUUUCACAAGGGAUGCAGUACCUGGCUGAGAUGAAGCUUGUCCAUCGGGACUUGGCAGCCAGAAACGUCCUGGUAGCCGAGGGCCACAGGAUGAAAAUCUCAGAUUUUGGUCUGUCCCGAGAUGUUUAUGAAGAGGAUUCCUACGUGAAGAGGAGCGAGGGUCGGAUCCCAGUCAAGUGGAUGGCCAUUGAGUCCCACUUUGAUCAUAUCGACACCACCCAGAGUGAUGUGUGGUCCUUUGGUGUCCUGCUGUGGGAGAUUGUGACCCUGGGCGGCAACCCCUACCCUGGGAUUCCUCCAGAGCGGCUCUUCAACCUUCUGAAGACAGGCUAUCGGAUGGAGAGGCCAGACAACUGCAGCGAGGAGAUGUACAGUCUAAUGCUGCAGUGCUGGAAGCGGGAACCAGACAAGAGGCCAGUGUUUGCCGACAUCAGCAAAGACCUAGAUAAGAUGAUGGUUAAGAGCAGAGACUACUUGGACCUGGCCGUGUCCACCCCAUCUGACUCACUGCUGUAUGAUGAUGGCCUGUCAGAGGAGGAGACACCCCUGGGGGACUGUAAUAAUGUUCCCCUCCCUCGCACCCUCCCCUCCACGUGGAUUGAAAACAAACUCUAUGGCAUGUCAGACCCGAACUGGCCUGAAGAGAGUCCUGUACCACCCACAAGAGCCGCUGGCACCAACACUGGUGUCCCGAGAUAUGCAAAUGAUAGUGUAUAUGCUAACUGGAUGGUUUCACCCUCAGCGGCACAAUUAAUGGACGCGUUUGAUAGUUAACAUUUCUUUGUGAAAAGUAAUGGACUUUGGAGGGGAAGAAACAUGCUGAGAACAGAUCUGCCGGCCCCUAUUUGCACAUUUCACACUGGCUGGCGGUCUUGCCACCCAGCAGAUGUAGCACACUGGACGGUGUAGGUGUUCCUUCUUCAGCCCUCCGCAGCACCCAACCGGUGCAUCCGUGAGCACCACGCACUCCGCGCUCACACGUAUCGGUCCCUCACUCACUACCUGAACUGUUUGACUUUUUUCUGGUUGCCUCCAAACAAGGUCACAUGAUUUAAACAUGUCCUUGUUCAAAACAAGAGCCCGGCCAGGCUGCAUAGGGAUGUCAAAGCCCGACCAAGGCUGGAGGGGAAGAGGGGACUUCUGGACAGGCCUCACCGCAACCUUCAAUACCCUGUUUUGUUUCUUUUUAAAUCAUGUAACCUCUUCUUAGGAAGACAUUUGAUUCUUAUUAUGAUUAAAAUGAUCCUUAGGUUUAGCACAAUGGAGAGACGUGAUGCCACAUUUGGUAUGUAGGUAGGUGGUGUGAGGGGAGGGGGCUUCUAGGAUACAUCUGUCCACCUGGCUGAGAGAUCACACCCCUGUGAUGAGAAGUGUAUGGAGGAGGGGGCCUUGGAGUGGAGUGGACUCAUAUCCAAGUAUUGCUGACCACAGAGACUUGGCUGCCGUGAACUCCCCAGCCUACCCCACCACAGCCUUCAGUACCCACCCAUCCAGUGCCCCAAAGUGGCAGGGGCUCAUCUCACACAUUCAUGGUUGGGACUUGUGCUCAGUCUCAGCUAGUUAGGUUAGAAGUAGUGUCAACAAAUGACCAAGGACUGUGACACCUCUGAUGACAGUUCUGAUGGGGAAACGACAGGGUUUUGGCUCUUACAGAGCUUGUGUGAAAAGGUACAUGUGUCCACUCUUGCUGUGUCUGUAACGUAAUGCUGCUAUGGCCAGACAUUUUUGUUCUUAGGUUCUGACCAUGACUCAUAAGCUUCUUGUCAUUCUUCACUGCUUGUUUGUGGUCACAGACACUCAGCACUCCUCCCAUCCUGUGGGGGUGGCUUUCGGGAAGUCCUGGUGGCUCUUCUUUCUGUCCCAAUGCUGUCACUUUGCAGGAGAGGGUCAGUUACCAAAAUACUGCCUGGUCUUCAUACUUAAAGCACUGUGAAAGAACCUAACGAUGUCUCAUGAGAAUGCUGGCUUUUAUAGCUAUUUCACCAAAGUGGUAAAGUGGUAAAAAUUAUGGCAUUUUUGUGGCCAAGAAGAAUUGGAUGAGUUUUGUGGAAGAGCUCUGUGUGUGUGUGUGUGUGCAUGCGCAUCUGUGUGUGCACGCACAUGUGUGUGUACACACCCAGGGAGAGCACUGGAAAAACACUUAACUGCAGAUGUAACAUGGCUUUAGUUUGGGCCAUUGUUCAGACGCACUGUGAUAAGUUCUUUUACAGAUAUCUAGUCAUGGUAGUAAACUUGUGGGUUUCAGAUGUACUUGAUGAUAGUCUUGUUAAAUGCAGAAGUAGGGAGAAACUUUCUCAAGUUAUUAAAAAUGCCUACUCAGUGUGAGAGGCUGUAGCAGAUUUGUCCUCAGCAGGGGGAGAACUCCAAGUCUAACUGGCUGACCCAGUGCUGGGGAGUUAACCCUUGACUCAUAACCUAAUUGUCUGUUCCUGAGUUAUCCAGGUACUCAUACUUGUUAGUCUAUCAGACAAUUUUCAUAUGCAUAUACACAGAAGUUACUAAGUAUUUAAGUAUUACUGAGUAUUACUGUUUUAAAAUUUGUUAAAUCUGUUUAUGAAAGGUUAUUAAAUCAUACUGUGUCAAUUUGCUUUUGUAGUCAAGGUGACUAAGAAAAUCAUUUCAGUUAUGUAAAUAAAAUCAUGUAUCAUACAA
Cervus elaphus (red deer) is the source of this 5975-nucleotide messenger RNA. RefSeq names its product proto-oncogene tyrosine-protein kinase receptor Ret-like. Gene Ontology annotation, biological process: multicellular organism development; protein phosphorylation; cell surface receptor protein tyrosine kinase signaling pathway. NCBI's taxonomy places the organism in Eukaryota, Metazoa, Chordata, Mammalia, Artiodactyla, Cervidae. Gene Ontology annotation, molecular function: transmembrane receptor protein tyrosine kinase activity; calcium ion binding; ATP binding. The record is from RefSeq and is a predicted model, not a curated record. Gene Ontology annotation, cellular component: membrane; axon; signaling receptor complex.